AGUAGCCCUAAUUCCUCGCGUGUCAUGCCGUUCCUCCCUAACGAUUCCACCUCGAAAUCGUCCCCGUCGCCACGACCGAGGCGUUGAAGUCACCGCAUCCCAUUACACGCUGGCGCUAUAUCGAGCGAAACAUCGGUAGCGAAGCAGGUAGUAUCGCGUAUAGCAUGGACGGCACGCGGCGCAGCAGCCGCGGCCGCGAGUUGAAGCGCGUUGCUUUCGACGACGCGUUUGAGUCCGCGGCUCCGAAGAGGCGCUUCAACGUCCCUGCGCUCGACGGCGCGGAGCCGCUCAGUCCGCGCGCCAUCCCCGCGCGAUCCAAGUCUAGGAUCGCGCACUCCGCCAGCUCUCGCGCCAGCUCCGCUGCGAGCGAGCACUCCGCCAGGAGCGCGCAUGGCGCCGGGGUAAGCGCCGCGAGAGCCGCUCCCAUCUCCCCGCGGUCUCCUAGGAUGACCAUAACAGCCGCAGCAGACGCGCCUUUAGCGGGGAUGGCGGCGGCAUUAGCGGGGUCAGGAGUCGCAGGUCCCGCUGUUGGAACCCCUUCUGUCGCCGUUGCAGGAGAAGGCACUGCUGCCCCUGCUGCUGGAACCCCUGCCGCUGGAACUCCUGCCAGCAGCGCCGUUGGCGUCGCCGCAGGUGGCGGGACGGGCGGCGGAUCACACGGAUCCACUAUUAGGUCGGGAAGGCGGGGGAACUUGCGAGGAAGGCUCGUGACGACUGCGGUUUCAGGCGGUUUGCCUGAGGGAGUGAUACCCAGCAGUGGGUUGGCCAAUAACGGGUUGGCUACAGGCGGAGAUCCCAGCUGUGCGGCCAGCAGAAGCGCGGCGAGAGAUGUAGGAGGCGGCCUGAUGGGCGGUUUAGAGAGUAAGGGGACUGUGGAGCCGGCUGAGAAGGAGAGGCGCAUGUUAGCUGGGGCUCACAGUCGACCUGAAGGGAGGAAGAGAAGGGCAGAGGAGGAGGGGGAGCAGCGGGAGGAGGGGGAGGGGGAGGGGGAGGGGGAAGGGGAAGAGGAGGAGAAGGUGUUUUCUGGCAGCUUUGGAACGGGUGCGCUGGAGGAGCUGGAGUGGCGGAUGGCAGCGCUGCAACAGAGACACGUGAGGCUGCGCCAGAGAAUGCUGGGGCAUGCAUUCAUGACCCGGGUGGCUCGGCUGCAGGGCGAGUUCGAGCAGCAUGCACAGCAUUGUGACAUGCUGCCCGCCACAGCGGCAGCAGCACCACCACCACCACUAGACGAACCAGCAACAGUAGCAGCAGCAGCAGGAGAUACGUCAGCAGCAGCAGCAGCAGCAGCAGCAGCAGCAGGAGCAGCAGAAUUACUGUCGGCUGCACCAUCAGAAGCAUCAGCAUCAGCAGCAGCAUCACCCGCUGUGUGGUUUUCUCGUCAGUGGUCCUCCCUCCUCUCCCGCCUCGCCCCCUCUUCACCGCCAGACGCUGCCCCCGCCCACACUGCUGCUGCAGGCGGUGCUGGAGAUGCAGCUGAGGGUGCGGAGGGCACUGGCAGAGGGGCAGCUGAGGGUGCGACAGAGGUUGGUGCUGAGGGUACCGCCAGAGUAGCAUAUCACACUGCUGCUGCAGGCCGUGCUGGAGAUGCAGCUGAGCCUGAGGGCGCUGCCAGAGGAGCGGUGGAGGUUGCAGUGGUGGGACCAGGAGAGAUAGGUGCUGAGGGAACUGCCAACACGGCAGCUCGCACCGCUGCUGCAGGCGACACUGGGAAUGCUGCUGAGGGGGAGGAGGGCACUGCCAGAUUGGCGGCGGAGAAAGCAACUGAGGGUGCAGCAGAGAUUGGUGGCGCUGAGGGUACCGCCAACAAAGCAGCUGAGAAUUCUGGUGGGGGUACUGCCGAAGGUGUUGUUAAAGGAGGUGAUAUGGCACGUGGUGCGGGGAAUGGCACACUGCGUGCUGAGGGGAGGGGAAGGGAGUUGGGUGUGGGCAGCGGAGUAGAGGGUGGGGAAAAAUUGGUGGGAGAAGAAACAGCAGAUGGAGGCAUGUCCAAAGACGUUGUCAAAGGAGAUGAUCGGGGAAGAGGUGAGGGGGUGCCUGCACUGCGGGGUGAGGGGAGGGAGGAAGGGCAGAUUGGGGGAGAAGGCGAAGGAAAGGUUGUUGUGGGCAGAGCAGGGGAGAGUGGGGUGGGAGAAAGGGAGAGAAGGGGAGAAGUAACUGGUUCAUUGGGUGCUGCUGUCGAAGCCCCUGCUGCUGGUGUUCCUGCUGCUGCUGCUGCUUCUGGGGUUGGUGCCUUGGUGGCUGGUUCUGGUUCUAAGGAUAGUUCAGUGCCUAACACUGGCGCAAAUGCUGGGGAGGAUUGGACGGGAGGGGUUGUGGAGGGCUCUGAUUGGCUGAUGGCUGCUGCUAGGGGCUUCAUGGAGACUGCACUUGUUGUUGCUGAUGUGGAACUGGCUGUUGCUGAUGUGGACAUUGCUGAUGCUGAUGUGGACACUGCUGUUGCUGAUGUUGGCACUGCUGGUACUGAUGUCAGCACUGCUGGUGCUGAGGUGGACGAAAGGGGAAGCAGACUGGAGAGAUCAGAGAGGGAUGUGGAGUGGGAUGAGAGGACAGGCGAUGGGAGUGGCGAGAAGGAGGCAGAUGGUGAGGCGAUGGGGGUGGUAUGUGGUGAAGGUAUACAUGGGGAGAGGAGGGAAGGCGAGGGGGUGGAGGGUGGUGGUGGAGGGGAGUUGAGGGAGGUGGAGAGAGGAGUGGUGGCAGAGGGAUGGGCAGAGGAGCGGAUUGAAGAUGUUGGGAGGAAUAUGGAUGUUUUUGAGUUGACUCAAAAGCAAAUGGAAGUGACAGAGGAAGAGAGCGCGAAGGGGGUAAAACGGUUGAAAGAAGAGGAGAGAGGGAUGGUUGCAGAGGGGAAGAGCGGGGAAAGUGGAGAGAAGGCGGAGGGGGGGGAUGGAGAAAGGCUGGAGAGAGGUGUGGGGGAGAGAGUGAAGGCGGGAGCGCAAGUGAGGAUGGAAGCAGCAGCAGAGACUUGUGUGCGUGCAGCCGCACGACCUACAGCAGUGGCAGCAGCAGCAACAGCAAUAGCAGCAGCAGCAGAAGGUGCUGCUGCUGCUGCUGCUGUGGCGACUACUGAAGUGAAAGCAGAAGAGGAGGAAGGAGAGGGCGAAAGGGGAGGACAAGAUGAAAGGGGUGCGGCAGAUGAAAGGGCAGAGGAAAGGGCAGAGGAAAGGGCAGAGGAAAGGGCAGAGGAAAGGGCAGAGGAAAGGGCAGAGGUAAGGGCAGAGGAAAGGGCAGAGGAAGGGAAAGGAGGCGGAGAUUCGGGUGGAGGGGAGGGGGGAGAGGUUGUGAUGCACACUGGGAGGGGAUUUGGGUUCAAAGGUGAAGGGCUGGCCAUGCUUCUGGCGGACAGGGAUCAUGUGCUGCUGCGCGUUGACACCGCCUUCCAAGGGACGCCUAAGGAGAGCUUCUUCUGCUCCUUGCACCAGGAGCACACCCCCCCAGAGCACCCCCCCCCAGAGUACACCCCCCCAGAGCACACCUGUCUGGAUCACAUCCAACCACAGCAUCGAGGAAAGCGCAUUGCUCACUUAGAAAGCGCCGAGGGGAAACAGCAAGAGGAAGACAGAGAGACGCGCAGGGGACUUUAUGAUGCGACACGUGGCGGGCUGAGAUUGGUGGAGUCUAGCGUGCCUCCUUUUCUCCCUAUCAGCCAGUUGGAGCAGGAGUUUCUGCCACGUCAGCCUCAGCUCUUCGCGUCUCAUCUGGCCCGUGUGCUUAGCUGCUUCGUCUCACGAAGGGGGCAGUUGGAGCAGGCCUGCGAGGUCCACAGCAAGCCCCUGGCUCAGCUCUACCACGACCCCGCACACACAUGCGCGCAUCUCUACUUCGUUGCUGCCGCCUGCCAUCUCUCGGUUCGCCUCUCCUACCCUCCCUCUGCCUCCCUCCCCUCCCAUGCCACUGCCAUGGCAUGGCCCUGCACCCCCUCCGCGCUCUCCCUGCUUCAAACCAAGCGAGCCGCUGCUGCUGCGGCUGCGCUUGCUUCUGAGGCUACAGCCGGUGCUGCUGCGGCUGUAGCAGGGUCUCUGCCAUCCGUCUCCCACAAGAGGAAAGCAGCAGCAGGAGACGGGGGGGGCGGAAGCAGCCACCGUGCCAAGUCGCACAGGUCGCACAAGGCGAGCGGGUCUAGCAGGCCGAGCAAGUCUCGUCGCAAGAAAGCGCACCGGGCGCGGUGGUACCGCUCUAAAAGUUCUAGGGUUAACAGACACGGUGCAGCAAGUGUGCCGGUGGGAGGCGUGGCAGUUCACGAGGCUGCUUCUGUCGGGGUGGAGGUGGAUGAGUGGGUGGGGGAGGAGAGGGGAGGAGGAGAGGGGGAAAGUAUUAAAGUGGUGCUGGGUGUGGUGAAAGGGGAGGAGGAUGAGGAGGUGGAGGUGAGGGAGAGAAGAGAGGUGAGAAACGGAUCAGGGAUCGACGAGAAGGUAGAUGUGGUGAAGGGAGAAGAGGACUCAGAGGUGGAGGAGGUUAGGGCGGUACAGGAAGUGAGGGGCGUGGGGGAGAAACCGGAGGUGGAAGGAGUAACACAUGGGGAGGCGAUUACAGAGGUGGAGGAGGUUAGGGUGGUACAGGAAGUGAGGGGUGUGGGGGAAAUGUCAGAGAUGGGAGGGAAAACGGAGGUGGGGGCAGCAAGGAUGGUGCAAGAGCAGAAGAUAGAGGGGGAAGCAGAGUCUAGGGAAGCAGAGUCUAGGGAAGCAGAGUCUAGGGAAGCAGAGUCUAGGGCAGCAGAGUCUAGGGCAGCAGAGUCUAGGGCAGCAGAGUCUAGGGCAGCAGAGUCUAGGGCAGCAGGGUGGCAAGGGAGAAAGGCUGUGUUCGUGAGAGGGGUGGCAGCGGAUGACGAAUUGCUGUCAGUCACAGCUGUUCCAGAAGCAGUAACUGGAUCAGUGCCACCGCCACCAUCAGCAGCAGCAGCACCAUCAGCAGCAGCAGCACCAUCAGCAGCAGCACCACCAUCAGCAGCAGCAGCACCAUCAGCUGCAGCACCACCAUCAGCUGCAGCAAUACCAUCAGCUGCAACCCGAAGCGUUUCCCCUUCAGUUACACGCGUUGUGCCACCGCCGGCCUCAGCAGCAGCUCCGUCAGCAGCAGCAACAGGAAACGCACCACCUUUUGGGGUUGGAGGGGUGAACGAAGAGGGAGUGAUGAAUGUGGCAAAAGAGGCGGCAAAAGUGGCAGCUGAUGUUACUGCUGCGGCUAAUGCGCUUGCUGCGGGUGGGAGGGGUGCUGCCAGCAGCAUUCCUGUAGCAGGGCAGCGCGGGGGCCUAGGGCCAAGCAUAAUCGAUGAGGAUACACAGAGGGUAGGGCAAGAGGCAGGAAAGGGAGAGCAGGAAGCAGCUGCUGCAUCGAGCCCGUUACCUGCAGUUGCAGAAGCUUAUAUGGAAGAUAAGAUGGCGUGGGAACGAGGCUUGGAUGUGAAAACCGUUGGAGGAGAGAUAAGGGAAGGGAUGGUGGAGGGUGUGUGUGUGGUGGACGAAAGGAGAGAAGGUGGGAUGGAAGAAGGGAGGAUACGUGGCGAGAAGCGUGGGAGAGGGGAAACAGAAGAAGCAGCAGCAGCAGUAGCAGCAGAAGCAGCAGAAGCAGCAGAAGCAGCAGCAGAAGCAGCAGCAGGAGGCGGCAGAGGGUAUCUGCGCACAAAGUUGAGCAGCUAUGGAGUUGAGGUUCCAGAUUCAGCGGAAAAUUAUGAGGGGACAGACGAUGAUGCCAUGCGAGCAGGCAUGGAUGCCAGAGGGAUGGAAGGCACUGGCAAUGGCAUGGGCAUGGAGAGUGGCAUGGGCAUGGGUAGAGGCAUGGGGCUGCGUGUUGAAGAGCAGGAUGGGAAGGACACAGGAAGCGGCGGGGGUGGAGGCAAGGGGCUGGAAGCCAAAGGUCGCAUGCACACGGCCACAGGCACAGGGGAAAGCUGGAGGGAAGUGGAUCUGUUUCCCCACGAGGCUGACUGGCUGCUUGCUGACGACGAUGCCUCGACUGCCCUUCCCACUCCAAGGGAGAGUGCAGCCCUGUAUGAGGCUCUCAAGGGAGACCCAGCUACUCACCAGUACACCCCCGUUCGGCUGGUUGCUGCUGAGGCCGUCUUGCUACAGAAGAUGCUUCCCCUGGCCAUCACACAAACCUUGGCUCUGGCGCAUGCCUUCUUCUCCACUCCGGCCUCUCUUCCUGCUUCCAACCACAUCCCACCACCACACUCCCUCCCUCUACGUCCGUCACCUCCCCCUCGUUCCCCACUCGGUCCGCCUCCCCCUUUCUCCCUUCCUCCCGCUGCCCCUUUGUCCGCUCUGGGUCCUGUGGAAGAGAUUUUGGUGGCGGCUCACAAGUCAUUCUUCUCCCCUCGGCGUGGUCAAGACCAAGAUAUGGCUGCAACAGCAGCAACAGCUGCUGCUGCUGCUGCUGCUGCCAGUUCUGCUUCCGCUGCUGCCGCUGCUCCUGCUUCAACUGCCUCUGGCCGCAUUCGUGAGCUGAGUUCCCAUGCUACUGCUUCUCUUACCGCUGCCACUGCCCCUGUUGCUGCCUCAACUGCCUUUGUCGCACCUGUUGCAUCUGCUGCUGCUGCUGCUGCUGCCGCCUCUCUCACAUCUGCUGCUUCCACCCCUCCAGUACCGCCCCGCCGCCCCUCCCACACUCGCUCUCGCCUCGCCACUCGCCCCACCACCCGACUCAGCAACCUGCUGGCUGCUACUGCCACCACUCCAACAGCAGGCGCACCUCUCGACACCCCACCCCCACUGCCUUCUCCUAGCGCCCCUGCUGCUGCUGCUCCUGCUGCUGCAAGGACCACCAGUGCUUUGCCUGGAGCAGAGGCAGCGGUGGUGGCAGGAACUCGGAUGAGCGUGAGGCUGCAGCAGAAGAUGCUGGCUCUUGCUGCUAUUGACGCCCCUGCAUCCGCUGCUGCUGCUGUCGUGACUUCUGCCCGUGCUCCUCCUCCUCCUGCUGUCUCUCUUCCUGCUCCUUCUUCUCCUGCUCCUCCUCCUGCUGCUCCCCUUCCAGCUGCUGCUGCUGCUGCUGCUGCUGCCCCAGAUACUGCCCCUCAUGCUCGCCUCUCUGCCCGCUCCCCUGUCUCCCCGCGUCGCCAAGGCGCAAUAAGGCAUGGAGCGCCUGCUGCUCCUCCUCCUGCUGCUCCUGCUCCUCCUGCUGCUCCUCCUCCUGCUGCUCCUGCUCCUCCUGCUGCUCCUCCUUCUGCCGCAGCCAUGCCAUCGCCACGUGCUGCAGCGGUGCAAUCGCCACUUGCUGGAGGCAUGGCAGGGGAUGCUGGAGUGGGGGCACCAGGGGGGGUGCUUUCACCACAUGCACGUGGGCAUCGCACCCACAUGCAUGCUGCAUCAUCUAGACACAUGAGAACUGCUCACUAUGCAUCGUUGUCUGCACAUGCCGCACCAUCACAUGCCGCACCAUCACAUGCUGUGCCAUCACAUGCUGCACCAUCACAUGCCGCACCACCACAUGAAACAGCUGUGCAAGCUGCAGUGGGCAGUAUUGAAACACGACAAGCAGGAGACACACCAUCACUCCAAGCGCCUCCAACCACAGAAUCAACACAUACGCAUGCACUGUCUGUACCAUCAAGACUUACCCAUGCACCAUCUGCACAAUCCGCCCCAUCUGUAGCGCAAUCUGCCCCAUCUGUAGCACCAGCUGCCCCAUCUGUAGCACCAGCUGCCCCAUCUGUAGAACCAGCUGCCCCAUCUGUAGGACCAGCUGCCCCAUCUGUAGUACCAGCUGCCCCAUCUGUAGCACCAGCUGCCCCAUCUGUAGGACCAGCUGCCCCAUCUGUAGCACCAGCUGCCCCAUCUGUAGCACCAGCUGCACCAGCCUCAACACACCUGCCAUCGUCGAAUGUACCCUCGGCCUCGCAUGCAGCAUACGCAAGCACACCAGCAGCAGUACCUCAUACCACCUUACCUCAUACCACCUUACCUCAUACCACCGUACCUCAUACUAUCUCACCUCGCGCCACCAUACCACAUGCCAGCCUAACCCCUUCGCCUCGUGUUUCCUCCUCAUUUACCCCAGCACUCCCCACAUCACAGCCACGCACCCCCAUUCCUCCAGUCGAUGUUCCUUCACCAGUCAACCCUGCACCAGUCAACCCUUCACUAGUCAACCCUUUACCAGUCAACCCUUCACCAGUCAACCCUGCACCAGUCAACCCUGCACGAGUCAACCCUUCACCAGUCAACCCUUCACCAGUCAACCCUUCACCAGUCAACCCUGCACCAGUCAACCCUUCACCAGUCAACCCUUCACCAGUCAACCCUUCACCAGUCAACCCUUCACCAGUCAACCCUGCACCAGUCAACCCUUCACCAGUCAACCCUUCACCAGUCAACCCUCCUCCAGGCAAACCCAAUCUGGUGAACCCUCCUCCAUGCAACCCUGCUCCAGUCAACCCUUCCCAGCCAGUCAGCUCAUUUCAAAGAAAUACUGCCCCAGUUAACCAUACACCAGGUGACCCUGCACCAUUCCAUCGUACCCCAGUCAACUCGAUCCCAGCCCAGCCCCCGCCUGCGUCUAUCGCAUCACCCCGCCUGCCAGCCACCCCCACUGAUCCGUUUUACCAACCCUCCAUCCCCUUCCAGCCACGUCCCUCUCAACCUCCUUCCCUCCUCUCCUCUGCUCCUCCCCCUUCUUCUCCCCCCUCUGCUCUUCGCUCUGCCACCAUCUGGAGCUCCAUUCCCCCCUCUGCUGCUCUGCUACAGACUCGCACAUAUCCUGCCCUAACUGUCACCCGAGCCUCUCUUCCCCCUUCCACCUCGCAACAGACUCGCUCAUAUGCUGCCCCUGGCCAGCCCUUGAUCCCACUCUCAGCACCUGCUCUUGCUGCCACCACUACCAGCACCACUGCUAGCACCAGCAUCACUCCCACCCGGCAGCAGCAGCAGCAGCAGCAGCCGAGCUUUACCCACCAACUUCCAAGGCUCAAGCCCACACUCUGGGUGCCAAACCUCACUGCGUCUGUAGCCCCUCCCGUCCACCCCUCGGCUCUACGGCCCUGCGUUGAGGCGCCUGCAGCCUCGGCUCUCAGGGUAGUUGCAGAGGUCCCUCAGGGCCCAUCUGGCUUUGAGACGUCUCAAAACUUGGAGGGCCCUCAGGGCUAGUCUGCGCGCUCUCCCCUGCUGCCAGCCAUGCAGCCUGUGGCGGCACUGCCUCUUGCAGCUGGUCUGCCUGUACUCACACAGACUCAGCCUCCCCUUUCAGUGGCAUCUCCACCCAUCCCUUCACUCACACAACCCCAGCCCAUCUCUGCAAUCAGGCUUCCUCGGGUGUUACCCGUUCACAUGCCUCCCCCGUUUCUCACACCACCACCUGCACCGGCCACAGCCUGUACUAGACCCUCCCUUACCGACAACAGUGCUCCUUCUACUGUGUCUGCCGCUUCCCCUGUAACCGCAGCAAGCAUUGAUGCGGCUGCGCCUGCUGUGACUGCUGCUGCCAGGGCAACAGCUGAGAUGGCUUUCCCGUUGCUCACACUACCUCGUGCAGCAGGCACGGCCAGCACACUCUCCCUUACCGGCAGCAGAGCUGCUCCCACAGCAGCUUCCGCGUCCACCACUGCCGCUGUAAGUAGUCAUGCUGCUGCACCUGCUGCGACUGCUGCGGCUGCUGCUGCUGCUGCGGGGGCCGCUGUUGCCGCUUACAGCUCCUCUGAGUGCAUUAUCGCCAGUGGCCCUGCUGUUUCGUCACAAGCCACACCUAACAUUGCUGCUACAUCCGGUGUUCCUGCUUCGAGUGGUGCUGUUGUGACAAGUGUUGCUCCUGCUACAGUCGGUGCAGCUGCUGCAGCUGAUACAGUUACUGCCAGUACCGAUCAAGCAGUCGUGCUGCCACCAAUGCCAGCUAGCGCUCCUGCAAUUGCAGGUGGUACUUGUUGGGCUGAGAAAAAGCCCUUAGGAUCUUUUACAGAGACUAAGUCCCAGCUGUAGAGACUUGAGACUUGGAGUAGUGCAGCGGAAGUUGAGGCAGUUGAACCCUUGUACUAGUAUGUG
Molecule: messenger RNA, 9962 nt
Organism: Closterium sp. NIES-67
Lineage: Eukaryota; Viridiplantae; Streptophyta; Zygnematophyceae; Desmidiales; Closteriaceae
Source: the annotation of a GenBank genome assembly